AUGUUGUUUGGCAAAUUAGAAGCGAGAUGCUGCAAGGGUGCACAGGACAAACGCACAGUUUGGCGAAUUGGAUUGCCAGGGAUCCAGUGGCCGAGCUCCCACCGUAAAUCAACACCGGAAGAUUUUCGAGGAUCGGGCAGGUUGGCAGUGCCAGACCCAGAGAUUGAAAGAGCCCUUGGCAGACGAAUAAUCACAUCCGACCACCGUGCCAGCGGCCCCUGCAUCGAUGUUUUUCCAGUCGGUGGGGUUCAAGGCGACAGCAACGGUCUUGACCAGGAUGCAGUGGUCUGGAACAAUGGGAAUAUGCGGGAUGGAGGCAAGUUGAACAAUUUGCCCUCAGACCCUGAACUCCUCCCAAACAACCGGACGACGAACAAACGAACCCCUUCAAUUCUGUCCAUGCUCUCUACAAAAAGCCGCUGGGCACUACCCAGCACUGCCCACUCACUCACACAACCGUCAACACGCUCCAGCUCUCCUGCUGUCACUUCUCGACCUCACCUCGCAAUCCGAUACGCAUCCACUCCUCCUGCCUCACCCUUUCCAGCAAUCGACGCCCGCCUGUCCUCCAUGAUCCCCCCAGACGUCGAAAAAUCCAACGAUGGCGAUUAUCAGCUCAAGCUGGCGCUGACAGACCUGCUGAACUGCUCAGACAUCAAAUCCGAUCAGGAGGUGCGGAGAUGGGUGCAGAAUCGGCUGAUGGACACGGAGCAUCGCCUUAAAGCAAGACGAAAAAGUCGCAUCAUGCAUUUCGAGCGAUAA
Messenger RNA from Uncinocarpus reesii 1704, 762 nucleotides. RefSeq names its product protein TOXD. Lineage: Eukaryota; Fungi; Ascomycota; Eurotiomycetes; Onygenales; Onygenaceae. Bases 1 to 762 code for a protein of 253 amino acids. The record is from RefSeq and is a predicted model, not a curated record. The transcript is spliced from 3 exons.